AUGCCACAGAAUGGCAUGGCCGUCUUCUUCGCACUCUUCACUCUUCUCAUUUUCCCUCAUACCUUGACAUGUGCUAUUAUAGAACAUGAGGGGUUCCAGAUAAAGACAGAAAUUAUCUCCCCAACUCGAGUUCGACUCUCCUGGGAGGGUGUGGGUGAGGUGGAGGGUGGCAGAGCUUCAAGGUUCCGCGUUCUCUGCUCUUCUCCAGGCAGUGCUCCUGUUGAAGCAGUUACUACGGCAAAGAGGAUAGAAAUGGACACUUUUACACCCGGAGCGGAGUACACUUGUGAGGUGCAUCCAGUCUGGGAUAAUUUAUUUGAGGGAAUAGAGGUGAUUUCUGCAAAUCCGGGUACUUCACAACCAUUUGUGAUGGACUUCAAAGAGCCGGAAGUUUCAACUGAGAAAGUUAGAAAUGAGGAAGAAAAAGAAGAGGAGAAUCAUAGUGUUAACGAUGAACAUGAGGCCCAAACAACAAAAGAGGGGCCGAAUGAGCCUCAUAACACAAGUGAAGGGUCGGCUGACCUCACCACUGUGAAGCCAGAGGAUAAUAUUCCCGAAGUGGCAGUAACUCCACAAGUUCAAGCUGAGGCCACAAGUGGAGGAGUCGCUAGGGUGAGGUGGGAGCCAGUGGGCGAGAAUGGAGUGAAUGCAUCGAGAUAUCGAGUGAUCUGCCAAACGGAGGAUCUCCUCCAACAGCCGAUCAAAAUUGCUUCGACUAAACAGACCGUGGUAGAGGUAGGGACGUUUGAACCAGGUCUGGAGUACACCUGCUCUGUCUAUGCCAUUUGGGAUAAUCUGGCCUCUGGCGCAGAGGUGGUGUCUAUAGCUCCUGGGAUUUCAAACGCUUUCAGAAUGCCUAAUAGAGCUGAACAUCGGUUUGUGCGGAUAUUUACCCUCCUGUACCCGAUUGCUGUAACCCUUUGCAUGCAAAUGUAG
Molecule: messenger RNA, 936 nt
Organism: Echinococcus granulosus
Lineage: Eukaryota; Metazoa; Platyhelminthes; Cestoda; Cyclophyllidea; Taeniidae
Exons: 3
Coding region: 1-936 (311 amino acids)
Molecular function (GO): protein binding
Source: RefSeq, a predicted model, not a curated record